Messenger RNA from Seriola dumerili (greater amberjack), 4600 nucleotides. RefSeq names its product protein NDRG2 (gene ndrg2). The transcript has 16 exons. The coding region runs from base 410 to 1516 and encodes 368 amino acids. Lineage: Eukaryota; Metazoa; Chordata; Actinopteri; Carangiformes; Carangidae. Gene Ontology annotation, biological process: signal transduction. Gene Ontology annotation, cellular component: cytoplasm. The record is from RefSeq and is a predicted model, not a curated record.
CACAACCCAACACCUGUUUGGACUAAAACAAACCAGUUUUACCAUUUUCUGAUGGUUUAUUGGGUGAUAACUUUUUUUAUUACCCCUAAAAACUCCAUCGCUCCAUCUUGCCUUUUGAUUGACCGCUCCAUAUUCUUUUCACUGUGCUGAAUUUUCCUCCUGCUGGAGAAAGGAGAGAAAACAACACAGGGGAAAAAAGAGGGGAAGAAGGAACAGCGGAAAAUAAAGGCGGUGGAGGAAAAAGUGAAAUAACAGGAGAUUAGCGGGAAGACUGGAGGGACAGGCUGGGAAGAGAGCUGAGAAGACAUUGCGCAAGUGGAGAGCGAGACUUGCCAUAUAUUUUUAGAGAUCUCUGCUUUUGUGUGAAGAUUUUUUCAUUCCCAUCUGCAGACUGAAAGGAAGUGACACCAUGACAACAGAAAUGCAGGAGAUCGCCAUCACGGAGGAGAAGCCUUUACUCACGGGUCAGCCUGACACCGCCAAGGAUGCUGAACUGGCGGCGAGGAUACUCCUGGACCAAGGACAGGAGCACAGUGUCGAGACCCCACAUGGCGUUUUGCACGUGACCCUCCACGGCACACGAACCACCCGCAGGCCCGCCAUCCUCACCUUCCACGAUGUGGGUCUGGAGAGUAAGAGCUGCUUCUCCACUCUGUUCAAGUUCGAGGAGAUGCAGGAGAUUGUCAAGAACUUCACCCUGAUUCAUAUUGAUGCUCCGGGGCAAGAGGAGGGGGCUGCUGCCUACCCCACAGGGUACCAGUAUCCCUCCAUGGAGACCAUAGCAGAGAUGAUCCCGGCCGUGCUGCAGUUUUUCAACUUCCGUACUGUCAUCGGAGUGGGUGUGGGAGCAGGAGCGUACAUCCUCUCCAAGUUCACACUCGCAAACCCAGAUUCAGUGGAGGGUCUGGUUCUGGUCAACAUCGACACUAACGCCCGCGGAUGGAUAGACUGGGCCGCUCAGAAGCUCAGCUCUGUGACGUCCUCCCUCACAGAGCAGAUCCUGUCCCACCUCUUCAGUCAGGAGGAGCUGUCAUCAAACACAGAUCUAGUGCAGUCUCACAGAGACCGUAUCUCCAAAGCUCCUAAUCUGGUCAACAUAGAGCUCCUCUGGAAGACUUACAACAGUCGCAGAGACUUGAACAUUGACCGCAACAGCACCUUCAAGUGUCCAGUAAUGUUGGUGGUGGGUGAUCAGGCUCCAUAUGAGGACGCUGCUGUGGAGUGCAACAGCAAACUGGACCCAACGACAACCUCAUUCCUAAAGAUGGCUGAUGCCGGUGGUCUCCCACAGCUGACCCAGCCUGCUAAACUGACUGAGGCUUUCAAGUAUUUCAUCCAAGGCAUGGGCUACAUGGCUUCAUCUUGCAUGACCCGCCUGUCCCGCUCCCGCACCACCUCCCUCUCCUCCUCCUACUCCAUGGAUGGAUCCCGCUCUCGCUCCCGCACCCUGUCCCAGGGCUCGCAGGGUGGCCAGAUGCCACCGAGCCCCUCCCAAACGAUGGAGGUGUCUUGCUGAAGAAGUUAAAGAGAGAGAGAAAGAGAGAGAGUGAGAGAGAGAGAAAGAAAGCAAAAGAGAGAGAGACAGUGUGAGUGAGAAAGAGAAGAGGCCAGAGGCGAAAGGAAGGGAGAGGUGGUAGCAUGACAGUAAUACAGGAACAAGACGAAUUUUGUCACUAAACAACUCCCAUCAUUCCCCACGAGAGCAGAAUAGGAAUAGAGACAGGGAUGAGGGAGGGAGAAAGAGAAACCUAUCCUCCACAUUUUGCACCACAUACAAGUCCAAUCCUUCUCCUCACAUCCCCCCUUCCAGUUGAAAACAAAGUGGAUUGAGUUUUCCUACAAUGAAUAUAAGAAGUAUAGGCAAGAAGAGAUUAAUAAAAAAAUUUAAAAAACGGGGGAGGUGGGGAAAGAAUGGCAACCAGUCCUCUCUCCCUCCCUCUAUUGGAACCUCUGUCAGCCAAUAGAGCCCUUUAAUUUAGAUGAGGGGUGUGUCCUAUAGAGACCACACACCUUUGCGUUAACCAAUAGUAAUAAUUCUGAAAAUGGUAUUGUUGUUGAUGCUGAUGAUUAUGUUGUUGAUGAUGAUAUUGAAGCUAAUGAUGAUGAUAAUGUAAUAGAAAAAAAACAGUUAACACUUUUCUCUUUAUUACGCAAGGAGUUUAAAAAUGACAAAAAAAACAACAAAAAAAACAUACUAUAGCAGAGAUACUUAUAACAAUGUGUGUCUACUACUUUUUAAGCUAGUUUUUAUUGUGUUAUUUUUAUUUCUUUAAUUGGAUUUUAUUUUCUUAUUUGUAACCUGCCUCAGCGAGGGGCUGAAGCUACUGAUUGGUUGACCCGUCACGUGGUAACAGCCAAUGAGAGCCAUUAUAGUGACUACUUCCUCCUUGAUGUUGCCAGGUUGUUUAUGUCUUCCAUUUGCCCUGUCUUUAAGUGACUGUUUUGUUUUCCCAUUUGGAUUUGAGGAGGUGGGCAGGAAGCUUUUACUGUUUUUCGUUUUUUGUUGUUUUUGUUUGUUUGUUUUGUUUUGUUUUUUUUUCUUUUUCUGGACUGUUUGGAAGUUGCAUGCCUGGUAUCAGCCCAUGUGAAUACUGACAGGAUAAUAUUUUUCUUUUAUAUUCUGCUGAUGAGUUGUGUGGAUUUGUGUGUGUGUGUGUGUGUGUGUGUGUGUGUGUGUGUGUUGUUUGCUUGGAGUGUUGAUGGCAGGUAAGCAUAGGCGAGACUGAGGGUGUUUGUACGCUUUAGCUAGCUCGCGCCCUAUUGUUAACACUAGACGCACACUAAAUAGUGCUUCCAACAUCGCUGGCAGUCUUGCACUGGAUGUUCCUAAUAUCUACACUCAGUGUGCUAUUUACCAGGGAGCAUUACAUCACUCAGUAGCAUGCUAGUAUGGAUAUUGUAUUUCAGUGUUAGGCGUGGCCAGAAGGGAUCACUGUGUUCAUCAUCUGGGUUGUAAUCUCUUAGCCUUGCCCACGCAUGGAUACCUCCUAACAAACCCAGCUACCAUACUUGAGUUUAUGUGCGAUGUGAGGUAAAAUGAACACACGCUCCUCUCUGGCAACAAGUGGCUGUAUUCAAGCAAUGGGGUCAAGAGAAUUGUGUCUGCAAGUGGUGUGUGGUGUGUGUGUGUGUGUGUGUGUGUGUCUGUGUGUCUGUGUGUCUGUGUGUGUGUGUGUGUCCAAGAAAGUAAGUGUCAGGUGUAUGGAAGUGUCCUGUAAGCACAAUUAAUUAACACAGCAAAGAAACAGGCCAGGGUCCUAUAGAGAAGCAUCCAUUUUGAGACCAACAAAAACCCCCUGUGAUUUAUUGAUGACAAUGAACCAGCCCCGCCACUGCCACAGAGGAAAAGAUACAGGAAUGUUGCCACCAAGGUUUCACCUCUCUGGUGCAGCCUCAGUCAUAAGAGGCAAAGGAUUUUGCGUUUUCUGUUUUUGAGAGUGAAAGCUGAUCAGCGAAUAUCUGCACCUUGAGACAACCAGUCUUUAAUUACAGCCAAUAAGCAAUCUUACUGCCAAAACUAAGAGCCCCAAAAUGCUAGGGAUAUUUUUUUUGUCAAAAUUCUGUCAUCAGAAAUGGUGUGAGCUAAAUUACGCCUUAUAGCAUCAGUUCUGUCUCUAAAACUGAAUCUGAAUUCCUUCUACGUCGUUAAUAUUUCAGCAGCAGAUGAACACAAAGCUUACCACUGCCCUGUGAUGUGUAGCCAUUGGACUGUAUUUUUAAAGGACCCUUAUUUGGACCCAAUCCAAUAAUAUCCUUGGAGCACGUGCAUUUUUAAGUGUGUCACCCCUGUGCACACAUUUUGUUCUUUGAUGCAACUUUGGUUUUCUUUUUUUUUUCUUUUUAUAUGAGUCAGUUUGGAGGUUGUCUGUUUCUUUCACAUGCUGUCCGGUGCUCCUUUCCCAAACCUGUUUGAUGAUGUGAACAUGAUGGAGCAGAGAUUUUGAUGACAGCGACAGGAAAGUCAUUGGAGGGUCUCAGAUUUGAGCUUUAAACUGAAACUUGGGAGAUAUUAAUGGUGGUGGUCAAGAAUGUGCUGAGAUGCCAAUAUGUUUUAGGCACUGUCCAGAGGACUGAAGUGUAGAAUGUAAAUGUAUGGCUCUUCCCACACUGAUAUUAAAACUCAAACAAUCGGACAUGGGAACCUCUACCAAAUAAUGGAUAAGGGGUGGAGCCUAGGAAAUAAAGUUGCCAAAUUAGGAAAAAGGAGUGGUACGUCUUUGUGGAGAGUUGAGCAGGGCUGUGUGAUUGUAAAUGCUUGUCCAUUUUGUCUUUGUCUGUCUCUUAAUUUUUACUUCGAUCAUGUUUUUCUUUCCCCUCUGUGUUUUGGAAUUUUACUUUAUUUUUAUUUUUGUUUGUUUGUUUUAUCUCUGUGAAGUGUUAGUUUACCGUCCUGAUGUGCUCACAAGUUAGUUAACUGUGUGAUAGUUCUUGUGUAACUUUUUUAGCAUUAGCGCUGAUAAAGGAGAAUAAUAUAAUUAACAAUAAAAAAUAAAAAAAAAGAUUAAAGGUAAAGAGAAUACAAUCAAAUUUACUUGUGUGGCUAAUUUCUCUGUGUAACACAAUGAACAUCCUAAAAGCAAACUUAAAUAUUAUUAAAAGC